AUGUACGGUGUCGGUGUGAACGUGCUGGCCGCGAUAGUGCUCCUCUCGUUGGGCGUAGUGGAUGAGUGUGUAUCGGCGCUGCACAUGUACCCGGAGAUAUUCGAUCCAUCCAAGUUCCUGGCCCGUCCGUUACCGCUAAAGAGUGCGCGACCCGUGCCAGCCGCCGGUGACCAUCAUCUGGCCCGUGGAUUCCAGGACGAUGAGACGGGAUUCGUGCGAUCGAGCAGUGAAUCGGGCAAGAGUGGGUUCGUGCACCGUGAGAACUUUCACCGCAAGGAUGGCAACAAGUACGGAAGCGAGAAGCAAACCGGCCGUGGUGAAUCACGACGCACGCAAGAGCCAGUGGUGGGAACGCUAAAGGGUGCACUUUCCGGAGCCGCAUCCGGCCGAAGGAUAAUCGAAACGGACCAUUACAGACCGGAACCGAUGUACGAGGUUACCGAGGAGCUGACCAGCGAUUAUCAGAAUCCCGAUAAGCACAAGAAGUACGGUACGGCGGCGGCAGCGAAGCCCACCCCAGGGAUGGGAGAAGACGAUAAGCAGAAGCAAAAGAAGAAGCAGCAGGAGGAAAAGCAAAUGAAAACAGCGGGACUUUCACUGAAGGAGGCGAGUGGUGCGCGAAAACCGAGAAAAGGUGGUCGCAGCAAUCAGCAGAACAACCACAAUGGCUACGAGUCGAUCGUGUACCACGAGAACGAACACGACAGUAUGGAGCAGGGCUACGGGAAGCGGAAUGCGGUCGGUAAGCUGCCCACCAAACAGCUGGCCGUGGGUGAAAAUCCGGCCGCACAGGGACGUCUGCUAGAGGAUGAGGAGGAGGACGAGGAGUAUGAAGAAGACCGCCACGACGGUGAUGGUGAUGAGGAUGAUGAUGAUGAUGAGACUCGCCACGACGGCGACGACAACGAGGACACUGGUGAGCGUGGUGGUAAUGAUUCGGACUUUGGCGAUAACUAUGACGCCGUGCGGUUCGAUAGUGACUUCGAGCGGUCGUUUGGGAAUGGUGCGAACGAUGAGAACGCUAGCUUUGAGAACCACGAUGAAGGAGGGAAGAGUGUAAGGAAAGGAAAGGGUAAGGGGCGCCAGCACGAUAAUGUGGAUUAUGAUUACGAUGAGGAGGUCGAUCGGGAACAGGUGGACGAGUCGGCCAGUGAGGAUAAGUACCGAGGGGACGAUGAGUCCGAGGAGGAGGACAGGGAUGAUGAAGGGGAUGAUGAUGGGCGGCAGUACGAGUACGCCAGCGAGGCGGACAGUGACGCACAGGAUUAUUGA
This is a messenger RNA of Anopheles aquasalis, 1272 nucleotides long. RefSeq names its product protein starmaker-like. The record is from RefSeq and is a predicted model, not a curated record. Lineage: Eukaryota; Metazoa; Arthropoda; Insecta; Diptera; Culicidae.